Balearica regulorum gibbericeps (East African grey crowned-crane) is the source of this 1002-nucleotide messenger RNA. RefSeq lists its product as uncharacterized. The record is from RefSeq and is a predicted model, not a curated record. Lineage: Eukaryota; Metazoa; Chordata; Aves; Gruiformes; Gruidae.
AUGGAUUUCAGCUCUCCUUUUACUCUGCAGUGCUUGCUGGUGAUAAUAACUGUUACUCAUGGCUCUGUCACCUGGACCAGUGUGCUCAGUGGCGGCUCAGCAGUCUUUUCUGUGGGAAUUCAAAGUCUGCAGAACUUCUCCAGAAUGAGCAAGAGGGACACAAAAUGCCACACAAAUGUCUUAGGUGAUACUUUGUUUGCCAAGUGUGGCAAUUCUGCUGCCAGAUACCUGAACUUGCAGAAUGGCUCCCUAGUACUGAGGAGUGUGGAGAAAGAGGACGCAGGAAAUUACGAGUUUGUUUUUCACAACACCACCAGAUUUUUUACGCUGGAAGUAUUUGAGCUGGCCAUUGGUAUCCAGUGCUUCCCUAAUGGGACCGGAGACUUGUCCUGCGAUGUGACCAGCAAUGAGAGCACCACGUUUCGGUGGCUGCUGAAUGGCACCGAGCUGAGCACCUCUGAGAGUUGUAUUAAGAACUGUGGGAAGAUUCAUCUAGACAAAACCGUGCCUGGGGAAUUUGUAUGUGAAGUUCAGCAUGGGAACAGCAUCGUCAGGUCCAGGCCGGUUGUGCUGGCUUGCAACUACGGAGACCUGCUGCAGUACCCGUGGUUCAUUUACAUCCUGGCAGGGUGCGCAGGGGGUGCGGUUAUCCUGGUGGUGGUUGUGUCCUCGAUCACAUGUUGCUGCAUGAAGAGGAAACACAAUUUCAUGCCAGUGCCUUCAGAGGAGAAGGAUGACGGACUAACAAUGUCCAUGGUCUCCAGUGAAGAUGUGAAGAGCCCCCCCAACGGAGACCACGUCGAGGCCCAAGCUGCCCAAAUCGACUGCCCUCCAAAGCCUGAUACCGCCUGUACUGGUCAAGGCAUUGAGUCCCAGCCCCCUGUGGAAGAAAAUUUACCAGUGGAAGUAGGGGCUGAGGAAAUGCCAGACCCAGAGGUCAUAGUUGACGUGGAAAGCCAGGAAAAUGCCUCGGACUGUUUCCCGGAUCCAACUGAUGACUGA